GCUCAAGGUUUUGGUUUCCCAGGGGAAACAAGCGGAUACCGCUAGUCCGCGGCCAGUUCCAGUUUCUUUCAUCGCACCACUGCGUGAGCCGGCCCAGGCGACGCAGCAGCUUCCCCCGAGCGAGACGGCGUCAGAAUGCCGAAGCGCCAGACGUACACGGUGUGCGGCGGGUGCGCAGGAUGGGUGUUCGACUGGAAGUUGCAGCGCUCGGGAGGGUGGUGCAACAAGUGCGAAGCCUACAUCAGCGGCUGGGGCGGGAAGUCUGUCCCUGGAGGAGGUGGCCAGCGCGGGGUCGGCAAACCACCGUGGGCCAAGCAGAUUGCCAUCACCUCCCCCGCUGACGAAGUGCAGCAAAUCAUCGACAAAUUCCAGACGGGUAAGGGCGCCUACGCCACAGCCAAGGUCGACAUCGGGCCGCUGCAGGCGCUCCAGGCCCGGCUCACAGCCAAGGCGCCGAAGCCCGCGGAGAUCCCUAAGGCGCAGGCUCUUGGGCAGGCCAUCAACAACAUGGAUCAGAAGAAGGCGGCCCUGGCAAAGGCGGCUAGCCAACUCUUGGAGGCGCAGCGCUGGCUGGGGGACGCUCAGGAUAAGCACGAGAAGGCGCUCGAGGAUGCAGCCGACGCGGAGGAGCAACACGAGGCCACCCUGCGGGCGUUCACUUUUAUCACCGACCACGAGACGGUCGCAAAAACCUGGAAGUUCCGCUUUGAGCACCCGAGAGCCACUGGACCAAACGAGGACCUGUGGACCCGUGCGAGAGCCGCCUGGCAGGCCCACCCAGAUCGAGCGGUCAAUGUAGUGUGGACGGCCUCACAUUUCGACGAGUCGCCUGACUUGCUAGACUCCCCGCAGCAGCAGUUCCUGGCGGCAGGCAAUUUAGCAGCUGAUGUCUGGGCGGGAGUCGGGGCGGAGUUGGCGUGGGAGUUCGGGCUGGUGGGGAGGGAGCCUGACACUAACAGGAUUGACUCGAUUGCGCACCUGGUCCGCAAGCGAGCUAGACGGGCGCUCAUGCUGGCCGCCUCGUCAGAGACGGGAGAGCGAGCUGGCAGGGCCCCAGUAUUCAAGAGGCUUUCCAAGCAGGAGAAAGCGAUAAGAGAUUCGCCCCACCAGCUUGAGCGAGUAGGUAGCAAGUGGAGGUGCUCUCAGUGCGAGCUAAUCGUCCCUGGAUGCAGGUUUUUGCGCUUUUCUGUUUCGUCGUGUGCUGGGCCCCCUGGGAAAAGCGUCCCUGGGGCUCCCGAGUUCACGCCGUUGAACGGAGUGGACCUGGAAAUCCACCCGUCUCACACGAUCACGUUCGUCGAUCGCUGGUUCUUGCAGAUUUGCUCCCUCUGCGGGAUGUACGCCACAGUGGACUCGAGGUCCCUGCGGAAGAAGUGCGCGGGUCUCACGCCGAAUGGCACAGAGAACAUGCGUAUAAUUGAGCAAGGCAUGUUUCCUCGGCGGGAGGGCCCCCCAAGAGCCAUCAAGAUGGCUAUUGCUCGGAGGGAUGGAUGUCGUGUCGUGUCGGCCCUUGAGGCCAGGGAGGAGGUGCACCGCGAGCAAGAGGGGGCCCCCGCCGAGCCCCCAUGUGUGACCCGUGCCCGCGACGACGGGCAAGAGCAGGAGAGGCUGCGCGUGGCCAAGGAGCUUCGGACGCAGGCGAUCAUUCAGAGGCUGCUGGCAGCGGCCCGCGGGCCGCAGGUUGGGGACCAACGGGUCACGCAGGGGGAUUCAGACACUUCUGACUCACUGCACCAGACAGGAUGAAGGAAGGGGUGUGGACUGUGCCCGAUAGCAAAGAGGCCA
This is a messenger RNA of Prorocentrum cordatum, 1785 nucleotides long. The record is from the annotation of a GenBank genome assembly. Lineage: Eukaryota; Dinophyceae; Prorocentrales; Prorocentraceae.